Molecule: messenger RNA, 985 nt
Organism: Klebsormidium nitens
Lineage: Eukaryota; Viridiplantae; Streptophyta; Klebsormidiophyceae; Klebsormidiales; Klebsormidiaceae
Source: the annotation of a GenBank genome assembly
AUUUGUUGGCAGCCAUCUUUGAAUUGUGCUUUUGCCCCAGCAUUCGAUCAAUUACGUUUUGCUGCGCAAGGCUUUCAUGCUGCCGUUUAAGGUUUCAGGAGAAUGUGGUUCCAGCUCGCAGAAAAUCAAUCUAUGAGGGCUCUCCGCUGAUCUGUUGAGUCCCUAAUGCCUAGUGCAAGUGUAAGCAUCCUUGUUUAACGUGGGCAUGUGUUGCCACCUUCAGGCUUAAGUCCAGCUUUCUACUGUGCAAGUUGUACAAGAGCUGGGGAUCGUUUUGGCUGGUUUCUCUGCAACUUUUUAGAGUUGCUCAUAGAUAUUUGGUUGAUCAAAAGUUACAAGCAGAGACGAAUCAAUAGGAAUGGGGGACGAGCGCGAGAAAGUGGUAGGGAGUUUGGGGAACGGCCUGCAAGUGGAGAUGGAGAAGGUCGAUUUCGAGCCCAGGCUCGACACCAAAGAAGACAGACUCAACGAUGGCCAUGCGUAUAGCGGCUUGCUGACGACUGACGCGUACAAGCGCAAGCGAGAGGCGCUCCAAAAAACCAGUCACGACCACCAUGACGCGGUUCGGAGGAAAGUAGCCGAGAUUGUGGCUGCAGACCAAGCAGCUGCAGACAGGGAGGCUCAGGCGAGAAAGGAGCGUGAUGAAAAGAGGAAGGCUAAGCUGCAGGCAGAGCUGGCCUCCAAGUCGGAAAAAGAGGACGACAAGGCGCAUGCAGAUAGUGCCCCGCCUUCAAAGAAACGAAAAGAGAAGAAAUCAGCACCAAAGGUUGGAGCUCUGUCGUUUGACGACGAGGAUGAUGGUGGUUAGCAAGGACUUGGGACAGUGUCCGGGUUCUCAUAUUUCUUUUCAAAAGUGCCGGCGGCUACCGCAACUUGUGUUGCUUUACGCGGUUGCAUGACUCUGAGCCGUUACGGUAAUCUCAAGGCUCCCGAACGUUGGCUGGACACGAAUCAUGCAUGGUACUUGACCGGAUCAUUUGACCGC